AUGGGCGGCGCACACGAACAAGCCGACAAGAACCACACGUCCGACGACUUUCCCAACCUCGCGCCUUACAACACGCCCGCCGACGCCUUUGAAGGGAAAUACCACGCGAGUUGUCACUGCGGUGCGGUGAGGUACGAGGCCAAGGGCGAGCCCGAGUUGAGCGUGUGUUGCCACUGCCAUACGUGUCAGAUUGUGCAUGGCGCGACGAGUCAGAGGGCGUUGAUCUUCAAGAAGGAUCACAUCAAGUUCCCCAAGGAGUGCCUCGACUCGGUUGCGUUCUACCAGACGCACGACAAGAAGGUUGGGCGACACUUGCCGUGCAAAGUCCGCUGCAAGACUUGCGGCACCCUGAUCGCCGACGAAGGUCGCAACAUGUGGCUCGCGAUGCCCGCCCUCUUCCGUUUCGACGACCACACCGAACCCGCCUCGUGGGCUCCCAAGCACCACAUUUUCUACAAGGAGCGAUGCCUCGAUUUGGAGAGGAAGGAGGGCGUGACGUAUUGGGAGGGCGCGCAGGACAAGAGUGAGAAGGUGUAG
Molecule: messenger RNA, 537 nt
Organism: Rhodotorula toruloides NP11
Lineage: Eukaryota; Fungi; Basidiomycota; Microbotryomycetes; Sporidiobolales; Sporidiobolaceae
Product: protein of glutathione-dependent formaldehyde-activating protein family
Exons: 4
Coding region: 1-537 (178 amino acids)
Molecular function (GO): carbon-sulfur lyase activity
Source: RefSeq, a predicted model, not a curated record